AUGGACCUGGGCGCUGCCGCGGCGCUCUGUCUGUGGUUGCUGAGCGCCUGCCGCCCCCGGGACGGGCUGGAGGCGGCCGCGGUGCUGCGGACCCAGGGGGCCGGCCAGGGUGGGGACCCGGGAGGCGGCGUCGGCGGCAGCGGCGGAGGAGCUAGACGGGGCCCAAACGAGGCAGCCAGCGUGGCUGACAGCCCCCUCUCGCCGUCGGCAGUGGAGGCGGUGUCCAGAGUGCCGAGGCUCAGCGCGGGCUCGACGGGCGGGAAUGGCUCCUCUCAGUCCGUGGUCCCGCACCAGUUCAUGCUGUCCCUCUAUCGGAGUCUGUCCACGAGGGCGCUCGCUCCUGGAGGGGUUCCGGCCCCUGCCUUCGCCACCACCUCCGCGGGCAACCGACGGGCUCUCGCUGACACUGUAACCGGCUUCGCUGACCAGGCGCCUUCAGACGAUGCCUCGGCCGAGACAGGCCAGCGUUUCCUCUUCGACGUCUCCAGAUUGGCAGACACUGACGAAAUAGUGGCUGCGGAGCUUCGGGUCCUGCGUCGAGCGCGAGCAGCCCAGGAAGAUCAGCUGGCCAAGCAGGAGGAGGCGGCCCUGGGGAAGUUCGGGGAGGCCCUGGGAGCGCAGCCCUUCGCUCUGCUCCUGCUUUCCACUUGCUCUGGCGCAGCCCGUGGGCCUCGGCUUCUGGCCUCUAGGCCCGCCAGUCCCCUGGACUCGGCGCGUUGGGAAGUUUUUGACGUGGCGGACGCUGUGAGGCAGCACCGGCCGGAGCGGCCCCUUUGCCUUGUGCUGCGCGCCGUGGGAGGCUCCUCUAGGAGCUCAUUGGCUCCCAGGCUGCUGGACUUGGGGCUAUCCGGUAGCCCGCGUCCGCCGCCCAACGAAAGGGCCCUGCUUGUGGUUUUCUCGCGCGCCCACAGGAAAGAGAACCUUUUCCAGGAGCUGCGGGCCAAGGGCAGAGCCCGGGGGCAGCCAGGGGCGGCGCCCUCCGCGGGGCGCAGGAAGCGACGGACUCCGGGAGCUGGGACCGCGGUCGGGGCCAGGGUGGCGGGAGGGGUUGGGAGCCCUGGAGGGGGCAGCGGGAACCCGGGCCCGGGGCGGGCCUCCGGGCGCAAGGGCCGAAGCCGUUGCAGCCGCAAACCUCUGCAUGUGGAUUUCAAGGAGCUGGGUUGGGACGACUGGAUCAUCGCUCCGCUGGACUACGAGGCUUACCAUUGCGAGGGAGUGUGUGACUUCCCGCUGCGCUCGCACCUGGAGCCCACCAACCACGCUAUCAUCCAGACCCUCAUGAACUCCAUGGCGCCCGAGGCCACGCCACCCAGUUGCUGUGUGCCCGCCAAGCUCAGCCCCAUCAGCAUACUGUACAUCGACGCGGGUAACAACGUCGUCUACAAACAGUACGAGGACAUGGUGGUGGAGACGUGCGGCUGCAGGUAG
Messenger RNA from Trichosurus vulpecula (common brushtail), 1428 nucleotides. It is a transcript of the gene GDF7, whose product is annotated as growth differentiation factor 7. The record is from RefSeq and is a predicted model, not a curated record. Bases 1 to 1428 code for a protein of 475 amino acids. Gene Ontology annotation, cellular component: extracellular region. Gene Ontology annotation, biological process: SMAD protein signal transduction; BMP signaling pathway. The transcript is spliced from 2 exons. NCBI's taxonomy places the organism in Eukaryota, Metazoa, Chordata, Mammalia, Diprotodontia, Phalangeridae. Gene Ontology annotation, molecular function: growth factor activity; cytokine activity.